Molecule: messenger RNA, 450 nt
Organism: Triticum turgidum subsp. durum (durum wheat)
Lineage: Eukaryota; Viridiplantae; Streptophyta; Magnoliopsida; Poales; Poaceae
Source: the annotation of a GenBank genome assembly
AUGGCAAGGAGGCAAUGCUACUCGGGGUCGAGAUGCAGGGCACACCAGAGGUUGGAGGCGGCACGGAGGAAGGAGAAGGACGGCCGCUGGGCUUGGGGAGUUGUCGAACUUGCUGGAUCUGGCGGGGUCCUAGUGGGGCUUGAGGUGACGGAGCUCCGGCGGGGUCGAGCGUGGCCGAAGGAGGAUCGACAGGGCAGCCAAGGAAGCAGGGCCAAUGCUCCCACGACAUGGCAGCGAGGAGGUAGAGGGGUGUCGGCGUUGAGGAGGUCGGGCGACGGGAGGACCUCCGGUGGCGGUGGAGCUAGGGCUCACCGGAGCAGGGGGUCGCGGGCGCCAUGGCAAGGUCGAGGCGGCGGAGGAAAAAUGGAAAUGAACAUGUGGGUGAAGUUUGAAUCGAACUCAUUUGAAUUUAAUUCAAAUGAGUGUGAGAAGGAAGUGGGUAUUCGGUAG